Messenger RNA from Callorhinchus milii (elephant shark), 3924 nucleotides. It is a transcript of the gene mllt10, whose product is annotated as MLLT10 histone lysine methyltransferase DOT1L cofactor. The record is from RefSeq and is a predicted model, not a curated record. NCBI's taxonomy places the organism in Eukaryota, Metazoa, Chordata, Chondrichthyes, Chimaeriformes, Callorhinchidae. Gene Ontology annotation, molecular function: histone binding; nucleosome binding. The transcript is spliced from 19 exons. Gene Ontology annotation, cellular component: nucleus. The coding region runs from base 233 to 3280 and encodes 1015 amino acids. Gene Ontology annotation, biological process: regulation of transcription by RNA polymerase II.
UGGCCCGGGCACCGCGGUGGCGUCGACUCGUGUUUGACGGGGAAGGGAAGGAAGGAGGGAGGGAGGGAAGGAAGGAAGGAAGGAAGGGGCUGCCGUCCGUCCAUGGGCCCGGAACAAUGUGGGACGUGAAUUUCAAAGGAAGGAAGAAGGGAAACUUUCUGCUCUCUCUCCUUUUUUCCCCCUUCUCCUCCUCCUCCUCCUCCUUCUUCUCCUUCUUCUUCUCUACCCGUAGAUGGUUUCGAGUGGACUUCCGGCUGACUUUUCAAAUAUGAAGGAGAUGAUUGGAGGUUGUUGCGUUUGCUCAGACGAGAGAGGCUGGGCCGAGAAUCCGCUGGUUUACUGUGACGGACAUGGUUGUAAUGUCGCGGUUCAUCAAGCAUGUUACGGCAUCGUUCAAGUCCCCACCGGACCGUGGUUUUGUAGAAAAUGUGAAUCUCAAGAGAGAGCCGCCCGAGUGAAAUGUGAACUAUGCCCUCAUAAGGAUGGCGCUCUCAAGAGGACUGACAACGGAGGUUGGGCCCAUGUGGUUUGUGCACUUUAUAUUCCAGAGGUGCAGUUUGCAAAUGUUACUACAAUGGAACCCAUUGUACUACAGUACGUUCCUCAUGAACGCUUCAACAAGACCUGCUACAUCUGUGAAGAGCAAGGGCGUGAAAGCAAAGCAGCAACUGGGGCUUGUAUGACUUGUAACAAGCAUGGCUGUCGGCAAGCUUUUCAUGUCACAUGUGCACAGCUGGCAGGACUUUUGUGUGAAGAAGAAGGUUCAGAAGCUGAUAAUGUUAAAUAUUGUGGCUACUGUAAAUAUCAUUUUAGCAAAUUGAAACAGAAGGACAGAGAUAAAUUUAGGCAAAAGCCGAAAAAAAGUUUAGACUCCUCAUCUACAGUUCCUUCUCUGACUGUAACAACUGAAAAGACCUACACAAGCCCUAGCAGUAGCUUUAUGCCCGGCUCAUUGAAGAGGCUGGAAGAAACCACAGCUCGAUUUACAAAUGUAAAUUUCCAGGAAGUAUCUGCUCGCCCUUCAAGUGGGAAUGAAGGUUCAGAGGUCAAAGUGUUGGAGGUCAAGGGGAAGAAGACUGGAGGUCACAGUUCUGGUCAGAGGGGAAGGAAACCAGGCAAUGGAAAGAAUUCAGCUUGUGGGCCUGCAACAGGAUCACCAAACUCUUUUCCACAAGGCAGUCUAUUGGGAACCGCCAGUAGUGUAAAGUCACCUUCUGGCAGUUCAGUUCAAUCACCACAAGAGUUUCAAAGUUUCACUGAGUCAGAUCUGCGAAAUGAUACUUGUGUUCAUCCACAGCCAUCCUCAACCAGAGAGACAAUUAAAGGAGAAAUUGUAGAGCAAGAAGGGACCUUGAUAAACAUUAGUCCUUUACUGAACCUCCCAUCCACGUCUUCUGGGCUUUCCCAAACAAACAUUGAAAACUCAAAACAUUCUGAGAACAGUCAUGGAGAUUAUGGUGUCUCUGACGCUACUGCUAUUACUUCAAGUGGAGCACCAGGCUUUAAAAGAGCACAGGCUUCAAUUAUGGAGGAAGAGACGAUAAAAGAAAAGAAGAGAAAAGGGAGUAAAAAGUACAAGCAUGGGCCUGGAAGACCAAAGGGGAGUAAAAAUAAAGAAAGUAUUUCCCAGCACUCAGUUUCUUCUGCCUCACCAUCAUCAUCAUCUGUGACAUCAGCUGCUGGAAGUGUGGCAAGUGCAAACCUCCAGAAAUCUCCAUCAUUACUGAGGAAUGGUAGUUUACAAAAUCUCAGUGUCAGCUCAUCUCCAGCUGGGUCAGGAAUUUAUACAAGUAAUGAAUUGCCAGUUUCACUGCAGAAUGCAGCACCAGGGACAAGCUGCAGCACUCCCAUUUCCGGUUCUAUUUUACCAACACAGAACACAACUCAUUCACAACAGAUGAAUGCAUCCCCAGUAGCCACUGUUUCUGCUUCAACUACUGUUACUGCAACCCAGGCAAAUGCCCUACCUGGAACUUCAUUUAAUCUCGCUCCUUCUCACAUGUUUGGGAAUCGACUAAAUCCCAACUCUGCGAUGGCAGCUCUUAUAGCACAGUCUGAAACCAAUCAAGCAGAUCAAGAAUUGGUUGACACAAAUCGCGGUCUUCCUGGGAGGAGUAUUUCACCAAGAGCAAGUCUUUCACCACGAUCUCCUGCAGGUGGCUUACAAAUUCGCUAUGAUCCCUCGAGCAACAAUAUCUUAGAAAAUCUACCACCAGUUGCAUCCAGCAUAGAACAGCUAUUGGAGAGGCAGUGGAGUGAAGGACAGCAGUUUCUGGUGGAACAGGGCACUCCUGGAGAUGCAGUUAUGGGAAUGUUGAAAUCACUGCAUCAGCUUCAGGUUGAAAAUCGACGGCUAGAGGAACAGAUUAAGAACUUGACAGCUAAGAAGGAACGUCUCCAACUGCUAAAUGCUCAGCUUUCAGUGCCCUUUCCUGUCACGAGUUCAACUGUCAGCCCAGCAGCUCAAAUGCACACAUUUUCUUCACAAGCUGUUCCCAACCCAGCUUCUUUGCACAGCAAUAAAGGCUCCCAUCUGAGCAACAGCUUUCUACCAGAAAGUUCACUUCCAGUACCCAGCCAGGAGUUAACUUCAAGUGGCCAAAGUACAAGCAGUUCAUCUCUUGCCAGUCCAACCCCAAUUGGGCAAAGUCCAGCUCAGCAGGGAUCAGGCCUCAUAGCAGUUCAGAAGAUCAACAGUGUAACUGGAGCACUAGCUAGUGGUUUGCAGACUGUGACUUCCACAAUCCCCACAAUGUCUUCAGUUGGUGGGUUAAUGGGAACCCUAUCAGGAAACCAGAUGGCAGUAAAUGGAAUUGUAGGUGCAUUGAAUGGAGUUAUCCAGACAUCUGAGUCAAUAACCCCAAGCACGCUAUCGCAUACAGCUGUACCACCUAAUUUGACUCUUCCACUGUCCACAAGCUUAAACAGCCUUCCUGGACUGGGCUUGCUUUCUGAACAGCAAAGGCAACUCUUACUUCACCAACAACAGCAACAGCUUCAACAAUUAUUACCAGCUCAGCAGCUCACCCCAGAACAGCAUCAGGCUCUGUUUUAUCAGUUGAUGCAGCAACAGCACCACCAACACCAGCAUGAGCUACAGCAGCUACAAAUCCCGGGAACUGCACAGAUUCCUCUGAAUAACCUGCUGGCAAAUACCCAGGCUCAGCCAAUUCAUUCAGCUCCUCCUAACCCUUACAUAGCCAUUCACAGUGAAGCUACCACACCAAAAGUUGCAAGGCUUAAUGACAAAGGUGGCCCUGGCACACAGGAAAAAAGUUGACACAGGACUUUUAGAUUCCGGAAUGUGUCUAUAGCGUUGUCAUAACGGUGUUGCCAGCUGCAGAGUGGAUGAAUCUUAGUGUGAAGAAGUUGCUAAAGGACUUUGGCAAACUCACUGGUAGACAUCAUGUAUGAACAAUAAUACAACCCAAAUAAUGAGCACUCUUCAUAAGACAUUCCAAUUCUAUUGAGAUUAUUUGGUUGACUAGUGUUGUCAUCUUCUAACUUGAUUGCACUAAUAUAAAACUAGUUCAUGACGUGAUACCAAGCAUUGAGGAAAUGAAUUUAUUUUCAAAUUAAUCAAAUAAGUUUGAACCAUUCAGUUUUUGUGCUUGUCUCUUGAACUUUUUUAAUGCCGAUAAUAUAAUUUUUAAGCAAAAAUUUAAGUCUUUGAAUGACAGAAAUUUCAAUUGUACAAGGAUGGUAAGUAUUGGUUAUGGUUUCGCAGUUGUGAUAAACUUUAAUUUGUGACAAAAAUUAAUUUGGAAUUUGCAUCUACCGGGGUGAGCAUUGCAUGCAGUUUAUAUGGUAUCCUUGUUCCUUUGCUGUGAAUGUAGUAUGCUUCCAAGACAACUGUUAGCAUGGAUAUUCAGUCGUGGUGCAGCAGGCUUCUGAGAUUUUUGGCUGCUGGGGACCAGAUCAAUC